CCUGUUUGUGGGCCUGGACUGGAAACACUCUCCAUCCACGACUGCAAAACUAGAAGCACUCACAUCACACACACACAUAUCUCAGCGAUCAACUACUGACAAUGACAUUAAAAAACCGACAUAAGAACAGCUCCAGCGAGAAGAGCCCCGCAUCCAGCCAAGAGGAUGCGUCGAAGAAAAGCCCGAAGAGCACAACUACAAACGGAGUGAGUGGCUCCGGAGCCCAGGGGCCACGGUCACGGAGCUGCCUCGGACUUGUUGUGACCACAGUGUUUUAUGUUGCGUUAAUAGGCGCUGCAGGGUUCGCUGCUUUUUAUCUUCAACAAGUAGUGGAAGAAAUCCGGCAGACCAACGCCAGACAUGAGGAGAGCGCACAGCAGAACGCAGAGCUGAACAGUAAAAUGGAGAGUGUCGUUCAACAGGUGGAGUCUCUGAGGAGCGUUGUGGACGGGCUGGAGUCGUCACUGGGCAUCACACGGGUGGAGCUGGAGGGAGCCAUCAGCCGGAUGAAGAGGGGCGAAGUGGAGACGAGGAGGGUGGAGGAGGCUCUUCAGAACCUCCAGAACAAUCUACUCAGGGAACUCUCAGAGGGCAUCAAAGAGGUAAAGGAGGCUCGUGAGAGGGACUUCUCCUCUCUGGAGAAGACUGUGGAGGAGCGCCUGGCUGAGGUGAGUCAGUCCAUCACAGCCAACAUGGCGGAGUUCACCGAAGCUCAGGGUGAGGCGCAGACCCAGCUGGCUGAUCUCAAAGCCCGUCUGGGUGACAUUGAAGACCCUGCGCUCAUCAAACAGGAGCUCUCUGCCAUUGUUGAUACUGUGGCUGAAAUCAAAACUGCCAAACAGGCGGCUGAUUCCUCAGCGAAUUCACUCAGCGAGCAGAUCGGUGCUGUGAGGGAAGAGCUCCAGACUCGCAACCAGGAGGUGGCCUCUCUGUCUCAGGAGGUGCAGACAGUGAGGUCAGUGAUGCAAGAGGCUGUUGGGAGUCUGAGGCAGGCGGUGACUGAGGCAGAGGCUGGAGUUCAGGCUCUGAAGGAGAAAACACUGAUAGUGGAGAGUGAGGUGGAGCAGGCCACUGAUGCUGUUCGUGGUGUGGAGAAGCAGGUGGAGGCAGCAGCAGCUCAGGCCCAGAGAAGGACAGAUGAUCUUGAAGUUAGAGUUAAAGCAUCAGAGGAGAGUGGAGACUUACUCUCUGCAUCAAUGUCAGAAAUUACCUCCAAAGUGGAAUCACUAUUUGCAAAGUAUGACACCCAUGAAAGCACUCUGGCUACUCAGGGGCAGGCUGUGGAGAAAGCCAAAACCGGAUUGGAGCGGGAGCUGGAGGCACUGAAAAGCAGCCUGGAGCAGCUCCAGGCCAACAUGGCCGCUCUGGAUGGUGCCCAGACCCAGCUAGCUUCUAAGGACUCCAGUCUGGAUCAGCAGGUGGAGGACCUGGAGAAGAGGCUUGCUGCUCUGGAGGCCAGCAGCAGCAGCAGCAGCAGCAGCAGCAGCAGCAGCAGCAGCAGCAAGAGCAGCGUGAUGCCUGAGCAGCUGGAGAGCUUACGCAGCAUGGUGGCCGGAUUGGAAGACAAAGCAGCCAAAUUAGAAGGCCACGAUCAGGCUAUUGCUGCUCUUCAGAAAGCACUGCAGGAGACCACACAGACACUCGCAGGCUUAUCCAAAGCACCCAGCAAGAAAAAGUAGGGACCUUCAGCUCGCAAAGUGACAUCAGGAUACCAAAACAUCCAACAGCAGGGACAAUAAUGAAUCCAAAAGGGUGACCAAAACCCACUAUUCCUAAUUUUAUGAAGAAUUAUUACUCAAAACUUGAUGGUGCACAUUUUAGUAGAGAAGAAGUGAGGAAAACUAGGUUAGGUCACGAUAGAGGGGCAGAGCUGGACUGCUGAUCUGUGAAUUCAAAUCCACACCUAUUCUGCACUGUAGUUUUAUUUUCUAGUGUUUUUAAUUGUUUUGUUAGAAUUAAAAUUUUCCAAGCCAAGGCUGUUUUAUGAACCUCCAAAUGCAAUAAUAAGCUCUUGUUGAGCACUCCUUUGUUUACUCACUACGUUUUUAUUGUUUUGGUUUUUUUGUUU
Seriola dumerili (greater amberjack) is the source of this 2068-nucleotide messenger RNA. It is a transcript of the gene ckap4, whose product is annotated as cytoskeleton associated protein 4. NCBI's taxonomy places the organism in Eukaryota, Metazoa, Chordata, Actinopteri, Carangiformes, Carangidae. The record is from RefSeq and is a predicted model, not a curated record. Bases 102 to 1679 code for a protein of 525 amino acids. The transcript has 2 exons.